This is a messenger RNA of Dioscorea cayenensis subsp. rotundata (Guinea yam), 1129 nucleotides long. RefSeq names its product vesicle transport v-SNARE 13-like. Gene Ontology annotation, biological process: vesicle-mediated transport; intracellular protein transport; vesicle fusion. The record is from RefSeq and is a predicted model, not a curated record. Gene Ontology annotation, molecular function: SNARE binding; SNAP receptor activity. The transcript has 6 exons. Lineage: Eukaryota; Viridiplantae; Streptophyta; Magnoliopsida; Dioscoreales; Dioscoreaceae. Gene Ontology annotation, cellular component: endoplasmic reticulum membrane; late endosome membrane; ER to Golgi transport vesicle membrane. The coding region runs from base 227 to 892 and encodes 221 amino acids.
UUAACAAGGUCCCGCCAACCCCUUCUCCUUUCUCCUUGCGCCUCUCUAUCUCCUCUCCGAUCGAUCUCUCUCGAUUCAUCGAUUCAUUCAUCGAACACGAUCAAGCUAUUUCUUCGAUCUGUGAAUUUCCUAGUUUUCGAAUUCACCGAUUUUUUCUUCUUUUUCUUUGUUAAUUUGGAGUUGUUCUCUCCCAAAAACAGAAUCAGGGUUAGGGUUUGGUGCAACGAUGAGCGAGGUUUUUGAGGCCUACGAGCGCCAGUACUGCGAGAUCUCGGCUUCGCUCUCGCGCAAGUGUACAUCGGCGGCGCAGCUCGAUGGAGAGAAGAAGAAGCAGAAAGUUUCUGAGAUAAAAUCCGGCAUAGAAGACGCUGAAAAUCUGAUAAGAAAGAUGGAUCUGGAGGCGAGGAGUUUGCAGCCGAGUGUGAAGGCUGCGUUGCUUGCCAAGAUGAGGGAGUAUAAGUCUGAUCUGAAUAACUUGAAAAGUGAACUGAAGAAACUCACUUCGCCCAAUUUGAACCAGGCCACAAGGGAGGAAUUGUUGGAGGCGGGGAUGGCAGAUACACUAGCGGUCUCUGCUGAUCAGAGAGGAAGAUUACUGAUGUCAACAGAAAGGCUGAACCAAUCCAGUGAUAGAAUCAGAGAGGGUAGAAGAACCAUGCUGGAGACAGAAGAGCUUGGUGUUUCAAUCUUGCAAGACCUUCACCAGCAGCGUCAAUCUCUGUUGCAUGCAAACAAUACGCUGCAUGGGGUGGAUGAUAACAUUGGCAAAAGCAGGAAGAUCCUUUCAGCCAUGUCGAAAAGAAUGGACAGGAAUAAAUGGAUGAUCGGUUGCGUCAUCGCAGUUCUGGUGGUGGCGAUCACUCUGAUCCUCUACUUCAAACUUGCCCAUUAAUUCAAAUGCAAAUGUUAUGUCAGUAUUUAAUCCUGUGGCGGUGCAUAAACCUUUGUUUGCUUAUUUGUAUAUCUGGGGUUUCUAGUUUCUCAUGCUUCUAUUUGCUUGUCCUAAGUGUGGCUUGUAUUAUGAACGUGUUGCAAAUGGAUGAAGAAUGUUAAACUCUGUUCCGCAAUCUUUCUCAAAAGACAAAGCAUAGUCGAGAAAUUUCAAAUGGUUGGAAUGUUUCAGCUUUUA